UUUAGCCUGCAAAGGCCUGGCCCCAAGGGAGCUCCGUGGCUCCAGGCCUCCCUCCCUAACUGCCAAGGCCCCAGCCCCAGCCCUGGCAGCCCCGGGAAGCUUCCCGGUCCAGUGGAAGCCUGGUAGAACUUUCACACAGACAGACCUUCUCACCCGGAUGGCAAGUAACUAACCUGCCAAGAAACACUGUUUCCUCACUGAGAAAACGGCAGAAACACGCCCCGGAGCAGGGCCGCAAGGAAGGUUCCCAGCAAACAGCUUGGCCGCACGCCCUCCCCGCCGCACCAGUCCCUCCCAGUUUCACAGUCUGGCCUCCAGGAUGCAUGCCGAAUCCCAACAGCUCUUCCCUCUGUCUGGCCACCAUCCUGGACAGGGUCUCCCUGAAUCCCUGCAUCGGUCUCACUGCCACCCCCACCUCCACAGCAUCGUCUCACAGAGCAGCAGAGCCACCUCUCAAAGGGACAUUAGAGCUGGUCAGUCUCCAGCUGUUUCACUCCAUCUGUUCCUGGGACAAAAGCCACACUCUGACACCCCCUCCCGCAGGAUGGCAUGGGCUGGACCCUGCACGCCUGUCCUUUCCCUCCUACCCACACUCCACACUCCAGCCUGUGCUCUCGGGUCCCUAAACAAGCCACGUGGCCACUCCUCGGGCCUUGGCCCUGCAGUUCCUCCUGUGCUCCCCCAGUUCUGCUCACAGCCAGCUCCUCUCAACCUUCCAGCUCUGCUCAGGGCACUGCCCAUGCAGCAGUGUCCCCUCCCCCAAGCCAGGGGCUCACUCUCCUGUCACCCACUACUCCCUCCACAGCAUCUACCACAGUUGGGACUUAUCCUGGGUGCUGUCUGCUGGCCUGUUGGGUGUAAGUUCUACAAAGGCCACAGCCUCAACUCUCCAGGUCACCACCAUGUGCCCCCAUCUGACCGACCGCUCUCUCACCAGAAAGCCCACCCCUCUCAGCAUCCCACCCUGUGACCACCAUCAGCGGCCCUCCCCAGGCUUGCCUGAGAAAUCGCAUCUCCUCGUCCUUCUUCUCAUCUUC
Messenger RNA from Sus scrofa (pig), 1037 nucleotides. The record is from RefSeq and is a predicted model, not a curated record. Lineage: Eukaryota; Metazoa; Chordata; Mammalia; Artiodactyla; Suidae.